AUGACCGACGCCCAGAUGGCUGACUUUGGGGUGGCAGCCCAGUACCUCCGCAAGUCAGAGAAGGAGCGUCUGGAGGCCCAGACCCGGCCCUUUGACAUCCGCACUGAGUGCUUCGUGCCGGAUGACAAGGAAGAGUUUGUCAGAGCCAAGAUUGUGUCCCGGGAGGGGGGCAAGGUCACUGCUGAAACCGAAAAUGGCAAGACGGUGACCGUGAAGGAGGACGAGGUGUUGCAGCAGAACCCGCCCAAGUUCGACAAGAUCGAGGACAUGGCCAUGCUGACCUUCCUGCACGAGCCCGCGGUGCUCUACAACCUCAAGGAGCGCUACGCGGCCUGGAUGAUCUACACCUACUCGGGCCUGUUCUGCGUCACCGUCAAUCCCUACAAGUGGCUGCCGGUGUACAACGCCGAGGUGGUGGCUGCCUACAGGGGCAAGAAGAGGAGUGAGGCCCCACCCCACAUCUUCUCCAUCUCUGACAACGCUUAUCAGUACAUGCUGACCGAUCGGGAGAACCAGUCCAUCCUCAUCACCGGAGAAUCCGGGGCAGGGAAGACUGUGAACACCAAGCGUGUCAUCCAGUACUUUGCCAGCAUUGCGGCCAUAGGAGACCGUGGCAAGAAGGACAACGUCAAUGCGAACAAGGGCACCCUGGAGGACCAGAUCAUCCAAGCCAACCCCGCUCUGGAGGCCUUCGGCAAUGCCAAGACCGUCCGGAACGACAACUCCUCCCGUUUUGGGAAAUUCAUCAGGAUUCACUUUGGAGCCACUGGAAAGCUGGCUUCUGCAGAUAUAGAGACCUAUCUGCUGGAGAAGUCCCGGGUGAUCUUCCAGCUGAAGGCUGAGAGGAACUACCACAUCUUCUACCAGAUCCUGUCCAACAAGAAGCCAGAGCUGCUGGACAUGCUGCUGGUCACCAACAACCCCUACGACUAUGCCUUCGUGUCCCAGGGAGAGGUGUCCGUGGCUUCCAUCGAUGACUCUGAGGAGCUCAUGGCCACCGAUAAUGCUUUUGAUGUGCUGGGCUUCACUCCGGAGGAGAAAGCCAGCGUCUACAAGCUGACGGGCGCCAUCAUGCACUACGGAAACAUGAAGUUCAAGCAGAAGCAGCGGGAGGAGCAGGCGGAGCCAGAUGGCACCGAAGAUGCUGACAAGUCCGCCUACCUCAUGGGGCUGAACUCAGCCGACCUGCUCAAGGGGCUGUGCCACCCCCGGGUGAAAGUGGGCAAUGAGUACGUCACCAAGGGGCAGAAUGUGCAGCAGGUGUACUACUCCAUUGGGGCACUGGCCAAGGCCGUGUACGAGAAGAUGUUCAACUGGAUGGUGACGCGCAUCAAUGCCACCCUGGAGACCAAGCAGCCACGCCAGUACUUCAUAGGAGUCCUGGACAUCGCUGGCUUUGAGAUCUUCGACUUCAACAGCUUUGAGCAGCUCUGCAUCAACUUCACCAACGAGAAGCUGCAGCAGUUCUUCAACCACCACAUGUUCGUGCUGGAGCAGGAGGAGUACAAGAAGGAGGGCAUCGAGUGGGAGUUCAUCGACUUCGGCAUGGACCUACAGGCCUGCAUCGACCUCAUCGAGAAGCCCAUGGGCAUCAUGUCCAUCCUGGAGGAGGAGUGCAUGUUCCCCAAGGCCACUGACAUGACCUUCAAAGCCAAGCUGUAUGACAACCACCUGGGCAAGUCCAACAACUUCCAGAAGCCACGAAACAUCAAGGGGAAGCCGGAAGCCCACUUCUCCUUGGUGCACUAUGCUGGCACUGUGGACUACAACAUCCUGGGCUGGCUGGAAAAGAACAAAGACCCUCUCAACGAGACGGUGGUGGGCUUGUACCAGAAGUCCUCCCUCAAGCUCAUGGCCACGCUCUUCUCCACCUAUGCUUCCGCCGAUAGUGCAGAUAGUGGUAAAAGCAAAGGAGGCAAGAAAAAGGGCUCAUCCUUCCAAACAGUGUCAGCUCUCCACCGGGAGAAUCUCAACAAGCUAAUGACCAACCUGAGGACCACCCACCCUCACUUUGUGCGCUGCAUCAUCCCCAAUGAACGGAAGGCUCCGGGGGUGAUGGACAACCCCCUGGUCAUGCACCAGCUGCGCUGCAACGGCGUGCUGGAGGGCAUCCGCAUCUGCAGGAAGGGCUUCCCCAACCGCAUCCUCUACGGGGACUUCCGGCAGAGGUAUCGCAUCCUGAACCCAGCGGCCAUCCCCGAAGGGCAGUUCAUUGACAGCAGGAAGGGGGCAGAGAAGCUGCUGAGCUCCCUGGAUAUUGACCACAACCAGUACAAGUUCGGCCACACCAAGGUGUUCUUCAAGGCGGGGCUGCUGGGGCUACUGGAGGAGAUGCGGGACGAGAGGCUGAGCCGCAUCAUCACGCGCAUCCAGGCCCAGUCCCGGGGCCAGCUCAUGCGCAUCGAGUUCAAGAAGAUCCUGGAACGCAGGGAUGCCCUGCUGGUAAUCCAGUGGAACAUUCGGGCCUUCAUGGGGGUCAAGAAUUGGCCCUGGAUGAAACUCUACUUCAAGAUCAAGCCGUUGCUAAAGAGCGCAGAGACGGAGAAGGAGAUGGCCAACAUGAAGGAGGAAUUCGGGCGCAUCAAAGAGUCACUGGAGAAGUCUGAGGCUCGCCGCAAGGAGCUGGAGGAGAAGAUGGUGUCCCUGCUGCAGGAGAAGAAUGACCUGCAGCUCCAAGUGCAGGCGGAACAAGACAACCUCAAUGAUGCUGAGGAGCGCUGUGACCAGCUCAUCAAGAACAAGAUCCAGCUGGAGGCCAAGGUGAAGGAGAUGAACGAGAGGCUGGAAGACGAGGAGGAGAUGAACGCUGAGCUCACUGCCAAGAAGCGCAAGCUGGAAGAUGAGUGCUCUGAGCUCAAAAAGGACAUUGAUGACCUGGAGCUGACACUGGCCAAGGUGGAGAAAGAGAAGCACGCAACAGAGAACAAGGUGAAGAACCUGACAGAGGAGAUGGCUGGGCUGGAUGAGGUCAUCGCCAAGCUGACCAAGGAGAAGAAAGCUCUGCAAGAGGCCCACCAGCAGGCCCUAGAUGACCUUCAGGCUGAAGAGGACAAGGUCAACAGCCUGAGCAAGUCUAAGGUCAAGCUGGAGCAGCAAGUGGAUGAUCUGGAGGGGUCCCUGGAGCAGGAGAAAAAGGUGCGCAUGGACCUGGAGCGAGCAAAGAGGAAGCUAGAGGGUGACCUAAAGCUGACCCAGGAGAGCAUCAUGGACCUGGAGAAUGACAAGCUGCAGCUGGAAGAAAAGCUCAAGAAGAAGGAGUUUGACAUUAAUCAGCAGAACAGUAAGAUUGAGGAUGAGCAGGCACUGGCCCUUCAGCUGCAGAAGAAACUGAAGGAAAACCAGGCACGCAUCGAGGAGCUGGAGGAGGAGCUGGAAGCCGAGCGCACCGCCAGGGCCAAGGUGGAGAAGCUGCGCUCAGACCUGUCCCGGGAGCUGGAGGAGAUCAGCGAGCGGCUGGAGGAGGCCGGCGGGGCCACGUCCGUGCAGAUCGAGAUGAACAAGAAGCGUGAGGCCGAGUUCCAGAAGAUGCGGCGGGACCUGGAGGAGGCCACGCUGCAGCACGAGGCCACGGCCGCGGCCCUGCGCAAGAAGCACGCGGACAGCGUGGCCGAGCUGGGCGAGCAGAUCGACAACCUGCAGCGGGUGAAGCAGAAGCUGGAGAAGGAGAAGAGCGAGUUCAAGCUGGAGCUGGACGACGUCACCUCCAACAUGGAGCAGAUCAUCAAGGCCAAGGCAAACCUGGAGAAAGUGUCUCGGACGCUGGAGGACCAGGCCAAUGAGUACCGCAUGAAGCUAGAUGAGGCCCAGCGCUCCCUCAACGACUUCACCACCCAGCGAGCCAAGCUGCAGACCGAGAACGGAGAGCUGGCCCGGCAACUGGAGGAGAAGGAAGCGCUGAUUUCCCAGCUGACCCGAGGGAAGCUGUCCUACACCCAGCAGCUGGAGGACCUCAAGAGGCAGCUGGAGGAGGAGGGCAAGGCGAAGAACGCCCUGGCCCACGCACUGCAGUCAGCCCGGCAUGACUGUGACCUGCUGCGGGAGCAGUACGAGGAGGAGACGGAGGCCAAGGCCGAGCUGCAGCGCGUCCUGUCCAAGGCCAACUCGGAGGUGGCCCAGUGGAGGACCAAGUACGAGACGGAUGCCAUCCAGCGGACCGAGGAGCUCGAAGAGGCCAAGAAGAAGCUGGCGCAGCGGCUCCAGGACGCCGAGGAGGCCGUGGAGGCCGUCAACGCCAAGUGCUCUUCGCUGGAGAAAACCAAGCACCGGCUGCAAAACGAGAUCGAGGACCUGAUGGUGGACGUGGAGCGCUCCAACGCCGCCGCUGCGGCCCUGGACAAGAAGCAGAGGAACUUCGACAAGAUCCUGGCCGAGUGGAAGCAGAAGUACGAAGAGUCGCAGUCAGAGCUGGAGUCGUCGCAGAAGGAGGCGCGCUCCCUCAGCACCGAGCUCUUCAAGCUCAAGAACGCCUAUGAGGAGUCCCUGGAGCACCUGGAGACCUUCAAGCGGGAGAACAAGAACCUUCAGGAGGAAAUCUUGGACCUCACUGAGCAGCUGGGAGAAAGAGGAAAGAAUGUGCACGAGCUGGAGAAGGUCCGAAAGCAGCUGGAGGCGGAGAAAAUGGAGCUGCAGUCAGCCCUGGAGGAGGCCGAGGCCUCCCUGGAGCACGAGGAGGGCAAGAUCCUCCGGGCCCAGCUGGAGUUCAACCAGAUCAAGGCAGAGAUUGAGCGCAAGCUGGCAGAGAAGGACGAGGAGAUGGAGCAGGCCAAGCGCAACCACCUGCGGGUGGUGGACUCGCUGCAGACCUCCCUGGACGCCGCCAUGAUGGCGGAGGAGCUGAAGAAGGAGCAGGACACGAGCGCCCACCUGGAGCGCAUGAAGAAGAACAUGGAGCAGACCAUUAAGGACCUGCAGCACCGGCUGGACGAGGCGGAGCAGAUCGCUCUCAAGGGUGGCAAGAAGCAGCUGCAGAAGCUGGAGGCGCGGGUGCGGGAGCUGGAGAAUGAGCUGGAGGUGGAGCAGAAGCGCAAUGCGGAGUCGGUCAAGGGCAUGAGGAAGAGCGAGCGGCGCAUCAAGGAGCUCACCUACCAGACGGAAGAGGACAGGAAGAACCUGCUGCGGCUGCAGGACCUGGUGGACAAGCUGCAGCUGAAGGUCAAGGCCUACAAGCGCCAGGCCGAGGAGGCGGAGGAGCAGGCCAACACCAACCUGUCCAAGUUCCGCAAGGUGCAGCACGAGCUGGAUGAGGCGGAGGAGCGCGCGGACAUCGCCGAGUCCCAGGUCAACAAGCUGCGGGCCAAGAGCCGCGAUAUCGGCACCAAGCAAAAAAUGCACGACGAGGAGUGACGCCACCUCCGGAACCUCAUCCUUGCUAAUAUAUAAUAAAUAUGAGUGC
This is a messenger RNA of Propithecus coquereli (Coquerel's sifaka), 5392 nucleotides long. RefSeq names its product myosin-6-like. Gene Ontology annotation, molecular function: actin filament binding; ATP binding; cytoskeletal motor activity. Gene Ontology annotation, cellular component: myosin complex. The record is from RefSeq and is a predicted model, not a curated record. The transcript is spliced from 35 exons. Bases 1 to 5343 code for a protein of 1780 amino acids. Lineage: Eukaryota; Metazoa; Chordata; Mammalia; Primates; Indriidae.